This is a messenger RNA of Aspergillus bombycis, 2508 nucleotides long. Its product is annotated as putative Rho guanyl nucleotide exchange factor. The record is from RefSeq and is a predicted model, not a curated record. The transcript has 6 exons. NCBI's taxonomy places the organism in Eukaryota, Fungi, Ascomycota, Eurotiomycetes, Eurotiales, Aspergillaceae. The coding region runs from base 1 to 2508 and encodes 835 amino acids. Gene Ontology annotation, biological process: intracellular signal transduction. Gene Ontology annotation, molecular function: guanyl-nucleotide exchange factor activity.
AUGCAACGGCUCAAAGAAGAGGUGGCUGAAAAGCGCCACCUGGUCAUGGGAGACUUGGAAUUAGAGGCUAAGCACAGGAAUUCAACUGAUUCACAUGCGUCAGAAGAGCAUACCCCAAGCUUCCUAUCGUUUAGACGUUGGGUGAACAGCUUUAGGGCAAAAAAGAGCUACCGCCCCUGUCAGCGUCUAAGAUACGUGAAGGGCUGGUCGGAUACUACGCAGACAUGCUGCGAUAAUACUAAUGCAUUGCCCUGCGGAGGAGGACAGGAUCUGCAGUGGGAAUGUCUCUCCGGUCACUCAUCCAAUCUGGAGACUAUCAAGACGAGUACCUUGAGCGUUGCCAGUCAAAGUGUAGCGAGAUCGAGGGGAACCACUCAGAGUACGAAUCGGAGUGUCGGCUCAGAGCUACGUGGGUCUAUAGAGAGCCUAAGACCAGCAUUGAGCUUUACGAUCGACGAAGAAGCACAAAACCGGGCUGUUAAGCGACGUAAAGUUCUUCGAGAGAUUAUUACCACUGAAUCUGACUAUGUAUUUGGGUUGAAAGCCCUUAUCAAUGUACUUUUCCUCUUCUCCACAAGACCAGAGAUCUAUCACAACCUCCAUCAGAUUCGCGAACUACACGAAGACCUUCUGGCACGGAUCCGCAAGGUGACACCGAUGUCUAUCCUUGCUGCGGAAGAAUAUGACAGAUUGGUACCCCAUGGCGUACAUGAGCGCUUCAAUCCUACUGAUUUAAGUCUGAGAGCACUUCGAAAUAGAUCUAUUAGAAUAUGUCACUUCAAGAAAUCUGUACUUUCGCGCUUUAAAGAACUUGCAGCAGAAGCGAAUGAAGCCCUGGAAGUUGCGGUUGAGAUUGGGAAACUAUCAAAGUCCUUUUCAACAUAUAUGGAUUUCUGUAGAAAUUAUGAGCAGCUUACGGAGGACGUGGAUAUUCUACGUCGAUCAGUGCCGAACUGGUCGGUUUUGGAGAAUGGUAUCGAAGCUUUGUCGAAGUCGGUAGCGUCGAUUGAGAACCAGGCCCUCGAACAUAACAAAUCAAUGCUGUUGCAUGACCUCCUCAUCAAGCCGAUCCAACGCCUUUGCAAGUAUCCAUUACUGCUGCAAGAGUUACUAAAGUGGACCUAUAUCCAGGAUGACCCGACUGCCCAUGACGGGAUUCACGAAGCAUUGGAGGGCGUUCGUACGAUGAUCAAUCAAAUCAACAAGGCGCCGGGUAAUCCUGUCAAUAAAGGAAUGGUUCAAAGGACCCUCUUGUUACAAGAGAUGCUAGGGCUCCCCAGGCUGAAGCUUGCGUACGAGCGGAAUUUGAUCGGGUUCCAGGUUGCUCUUCAUCACAUUUACAAACAAUUGGGACCCAUGACGCUUUGCGGAGUGCUCCAUACCACAUAUCAGACUUCGACAUGCCUUGCAGGUGACUAUAUGGUCUGUGUCUUGUUCAAGAGCCACUUUUUGCUAGCCAAAAUCAACAACGACGGUCGCAGCUUAGGGGUGGUCGCGUGUUUGUAUGUCUGCGAUGCGAAGAUCGAUACCCUGAGGAACGGAAAGGGCCUCUGCUGUCAUGGGUGUUUUUUCUCAUGGAAAUUGGCCUUUCAAUAUCAAAAUAACAAAUAUGAGCUUGUUUUGAGUGCCUCAUCCGCGUACGAAGAAAAGCAAUGGAAAACCGAGUUUCUCAAGUCGGCCGCAAUUUCAGCUGAUAUGCAAAGGCCGGUGUCCUCGGAGCUGCGAGGAUAUUCCUUUUUGACCUUAGACUUGGCCCCUCUGGAUCAAGUGUUGAGUUCCGAGCCUUCAUUCUCUCGUACAGCCUCUGUCCACUCGGUAGCAAUUUCGCGCGUGGAGUCCGACCUGCAGCAUGUAGUGAUCAAGAGAACGCACUGCCCAAACAAGCAAGGACAGAUUACCCGUCAUAUAGACGGCGAAUUCGAGCGACCAAAAUUAUCGCUUCCAGAGUCACCAAUAAUACUGACAACUCGAAGACAAGACCGAAUAAGACUGGAAAGAAUUAUCUCUUCAGUGUAUACUCGGGAAUGCCUCCCAUACCCUGGCAUGAGCUUAGCAAAAGGUGACAUUCUCUUUCGGCCCAGCACAAUUAUGAGGCACUUUACUGUCCGUCCUGGGGUCUACAGACGUUCAAGUUCCGUGAACCUUCCUCGAAGCCAGUCUGUCGUUGAGAAACCUUACUCUACCAGCGAAGCUACCCAGCGAAAAUGGUCCAACGACAGUGAUAAAGAUGAAGCUUUACAUGCCAAAUGGGGGUUUGACGAUGAGAAGCACGUCGGCAGUCCUCCGAAAUCCAGCAUGGGAACCAUAAGACGCAGUAAGACAUUAAGGCUAAGGAACCACCCAAGGUCAUCUUGCGGCCUUAACCACCAGAAGACAGACAAGGGAGACGGAAGUUGUGAGCGCGCCGAGAGUCCAUUGAAAACAUCGAUCCGAAUCAUGUUUAAUUCCAUGUCAUUAAGGCGGCCAAAGAGGAGCCCAGGCUUACGCGUGAGUGUUAGUGGUGGAUAA